This is a messenger RNA of Cherax quadricarinatus, 6874 nucleotides long. It is a transcript of the gene ICA69, whose product is annotated as islet cell autoantigen 1-like protein. Gene Ontology annotation, molecular function: protein domain specific binding. NCBI's taxonomy places the organism in Eukaryota, Metazoa, Arthropoda, Malacostraca, Decapoda, Parastacidae. Gene Ontology annotation, biological process: regulation of transport. The record is from RefSeq and is a predicted model, not a curated record. Gene Ontology annotation, cellular component: Golgi apparatus.
CAAACUGGUGCCGCAUACUCCAAUAUGGUGCACACUGACCACACAGACCCAUUCUCUCACAUGUGGGUCUACCAGCUUUCUCCUGCUUGAUUUGAAGCCGCUAGAAUUUAUACGUAUUAAUGUGUCUGAAACACUGGCUCGUAAGACGUGUAUAUGACCAAAACAGUCAAAGGGUUAAAGACCAUAACAAGACAAAGAUCACGACAGCCAAGAUGAUGGGGGUGGGUAGUGAGAACUUUCAAAACAAGGGAAAUAAUGCUGAUAGUGACACUCUUCAAAUCGCUAGUGCUCCCUCACUUAGAGUAUUGCUCAGUGCUGAUGGCCCCAUUCAAGGCAGGAGAAAUAUCUGAGCUGGAACAAAUACAGUAAUCGUUUAUGGCUCACAUUGAGCCUGUAAAGCACCUAAACUACUGGGAACACCUGCAAGUCUUGAACAUGUAUUCAUUGGAGUGGAAAAGAGAGAGGUGCAUGAUAAGUAUAUACCUGGAAGGUACUCGAGGGCUUGGUCCCAAAUCUGCACACUGCCAUAACAACAUAAUGGAGUGAGAGAUAUGGGAGGAAGUGUAAAAUAAACCCAGUGAGGAGCAGGGGUGCAGUGGGGACAAUAGGGGAACACUGUAUCAACAUCCGGGGUCCCAGAUUAUUCAACAUUUUACCAGAGGAUAUCAGAAACACAGCUGGAACCAAGUGUAGAAGCCUUCAAGAGGAAACUGGACAAGUAUCUUCACCAGGUGCCAGAUCAACCAGGCUGUGAUGGAUAUGUGGGGCAGCGGGCCUCCAGCAGCAACAGCCUGAUUGACCAGGGAAGCACCAGAUGAGCCUGACCCAUGGCCGGGCUCAGAGAGUAGACAAACUCUCGAAACUCUUCAAAGGUAUCAAAGAUUUUUUAAGGGUGAUGUGAUCAUGAAGUUUUUCAUUCAUAACUGGUAAACUACUGUGAAUAGCUAAUACAAGAAAAUUAUCCUUGUGUGAAAAUCCAGUAGAGCACAAGAUGACACAGCACAUUCACAGUUACUCUGGUCAGAGCUAUGACCGCUGGGUUGAGCGUAAUUCAAGUAGCUCCACGCUAGGCAAGGUCCAAAAGCAGUUUUGGUUUACCAAAAGUGCUGUCAUACGUAAGUUUGGAAAGAAAGAAGAUGAGCAUGUGGUUGCUUCUGAUGCUGAACUGGAUGCCAAAAUAGAGCUCUUCAAGACUAUAGAAUCUAGCACCAAAGAUCUGCAGGUAUUGCUCGCAGACUACCAGAACAAGAUAUGUGUCAUGGCUCAAGAAGAAAAUGCAUUGGGUCGUUUCUUAAAAGAGUAUGGGAAGCAGGACAGAAGUCGAGCUGGGAAAAUGAUGACCGCUGUUGGAAAAAGCUUAAGUUACACUGCUCAGCAGCGAGUGGCUCUCCGAAAUCCCCUAGUGAGGCUGUUUCAGGAGGUUGAUACUUUCCAUACCCGUGCAGUUGAGGACACUGCAUGUACUGUUGCAGAGAUGGAAAAAAUUAGAACUGAAUACCGGGGUGCACUAAUGUGGAUGAAAAACAUCUCUCAAGAUUUUAAUCCAGAUCAGUAUCAUCAGUUGGAAAAAUUUAGAGAAGUUCAAGGAACAGUGAAGCAGAAAAAAGCCAAGUUUGAUCGCAUCAAGCUAAAGAGUUUGCAGAAGAUUGACCUUCUCGCAGCUUCUAGGUGCAAUAUGUUUUCUCAUGCCCUUAUAGUUUACCAAAAUAACCUCAUCACAUUCUCAGACAAAAUUUCUAAAACUCUUAACAGUGUGGCUAAUAACUUCAAAGGUUAUCAACCUUAUGAUUUUCAAGUUAUUAAGGAACUUGCAGAACCACCUAGGAAACUAAGUGAUGAUGCAAAGGAGGAGAAAGAGGAGGAUGGAGAGAAACUAGAAGGGGAUGAAGAAACAUUUUUUCAUGCUGAAUAUCAUGAUGAUCCUGAUAAUAAAAGUAUUAGAAGUCAAGAGAGACAAUCAGGUAAUAAAACUAAAAAAGCAAGUACUGAUCAGAAUAAAUCAGACAGUAUGGUAAAUCUCCUUGACUGCAGCGAUGAGAAUAAGAUUGAGGCAUUAUCAUCAUUAAAACAAACAGAGAAUAAAUCACUCGCACAAUUUGACAACAGUUCUCAGAUAAUGGACUUUUUGACAAAUAAUCCUGAAGUGCCUGAUACAGAAAAAGAUACACAACAGAUGCUGAAGGAAUUAUUCGAUAGCCCUAUCCAUCAGCCACUUCCGGUAUUUGGCAGUGACUUAGGUGCUGGCACAUCACCAGUUAGCGCUGCAGCCCAGAACUCCAGUGUCACUCAGGGUCUUGAGGAUUUAGACACUGAUCCCUUUUCUAUGUUACAGAAUCAAUCAAACCAACAGCCACAAAACAUGUUCCUUCCAUCCCAACUAUUAGAUUUUGGUAUGAAAGGUUGGGAAUCCCAGACAGUGCAACAAGCCUCAACAUCAACUCUUCAACCACAACCCCUUACCUCAUCUGCUAACAAAACCUCACCAACAAGUUCUUGGGCACACCAAAAAUGUUCCCCUAAUAUUACAAGCAACUCAUCUAACCAAAAUUUAAAACAAGAAAUUCAAAAGUUGGAUUGGUACAGAGUAUUCCAAGACAUUGAUCCACUGGGUGAUCCAGCAAGUGCCAUAUUCAACCAAGUGACGGAGGAUGAUAAAAAGUGUUAAGCAUUAUUCAUUAACUAAACUUGAAAAAUCAGUACUUUACAGGUACAGAUGAUUACAAUUGGUUAUAGUUUUUAUUCUUUUGACCAUAAAUUAGUGAAGUCUUCUUGACUUCAAUUAAUUUUGAUAACUAUAUUUUGUCAUUAUUCAUGAUUUGUUAUAAUUUAAUUACCUUUCUGUUUGAGUGUUUUAAAACCAAAUUGUAUGGAGUAACUAUUUAUUUUUUGUUACAUAAUUAAAACAAUAUAAAAUAUCAAAAUCCUUUCACAGUUCACUUAAUUUACUUAGAAAAUUUGUUGAAUGUUAUAUGAUAUUUGUUAAUGUAUCAUUCUUCUAAUAUAAUUUGUUGGAUGUCAUAUGAUAUUUGUUAAUGUGUCAUUAUUCUAAGUUUAUGCUUUGAUUCAACAGGUAUGUACAUUCCACUAGUCAUUGCUAUUACCAAAUUCCAAGGUCAGUUUUUUUCUAGUCAUGAGGAUAGUUAUAUUUAGGAAAUUUGGAUACAGGUCAUGCUUGGGGCCCACUAUACAAUAUAUAUUUGUGCACCAGGUAGGUGUGGCUCUGGAAGUAAAUUUAGGGAUUCGAGACAAAUCACUGGGGCUCUAUUCAGGUCAGGCCUGCUUUGUUUUUUGUAGCCAUAGGCAUUCAACAAUAGCACAGGAUUGUGACAAGUAUUAUGCUCUAAUUUCCCCCCCUUUUUUUUUUUUUCUUUUUUUUGUACGCCAUGUUCCAUACCAGGAGGUUCCUUUACUGCCUUAUAUUAUUUUGUGUAGUUCUGUAUAUACCAUGUUGCAAGUGUGUAUAUCCAGUUAAAUGUACAGUAAAACCUCAAUUUAGUGGAGUUCAGAAACAAUGGACAAAUAAUUUGGCUGGACAAAAUUUGGAUUUAAUGGCAAGUCUACUGGAUAAUAAAUUUGUCCAUUAGCAGUGGCAUGUCCAGUAGUCUCUGGAUCCAGUAGACCAAGUCUGUCUUCCGGCCCUUGUCCAGUAUGGGUCAGAGUUCAAUGGAACCCCUAUUAACGAGUGCAUCCACGUGCAAGUUUUUCCAGAUACAAGCAGUUGAUCAGUCAAUUUUUUGUUUCCAUAUGUGAGUGAAAUUUACAGAUGCGAGCGGGCCUCAAGGGAGAUUCCUUGACGCUGGUGAGGGGCUCUUGCUCUUGAUUUAGGGAAUUGGAUCUCAUUUGUUUGUUGAACUAUCUUAUUGAAACUUGGGCAAUGUACAACGGAAAGAUGUUUCUUAUUGUACACCAAAAUUGAAUGAAAUCUGACUGUAAAUAACAGGGUUCACUUCUCUGCUAUUAGCCGGCCCUUUUUGGUAUAUUUUCAUAUGGUUUUUAUGGUUGUAUUCUCUCUCUCUCCUUUUUUUUUUUUUGUCAGUUGAUAGAACGGAAGAUAUAUUACAGAAAUAGAUAUGAUUUUGAUUGCUUUCACGACGAAAAGUACCUUGAAAUUGAACUCAAAGUAGCGGAAAUGUUUGAUUUUUGCCGUUGUUCAAGAGUAAGCAAAUGACGUCACCGAGUGGCCAUUCCAACAUGCAUUCACGAAUGGGUUGACAUUAUUUGUACUAUUAUUACAAUAAUGCAGUAGUCUGCAUAACAGUAAAUCUGUUUUUUGUCUGAAUAAAAAUUCCAAAAGAUAAGCAAGAGUAAUAUUAUAAGAAUACGUGUGUACUACUACUACUAAUAAUAAUAAUAUGUAUAAUACAGUAAUUAUAUAUGUAAUAUAAAUUAUUAUAAGAAUGCGUACAUACUAAUAAAUGAUACGUAAUUCUAAUAAUAAUACUAUAAAUGAGUUUCAGUUCGCCACCACAAGAUGGCAGUGUUUGUCAAAACAUAGCCGCUCAGGGAGGGAGGGAAAUCUUGUGUUUUCCUUACGUUUUGUGCAGUUAUUUUGUGAAAUUUCUUCUUUCUAGCCAUGGGUCCUAAGAAAGCAAGUGCAAAGGAGAGUGCUGAGAAGAAAAACAGGAUGAUUUCCAUGGAAUUAAAGCAGGAAAUCAUACAUAAACACAAACUACUCUUAAGAGUGUACCAUAAAGAAUGUACCAUUAAGAGUGUAACGAUUAAGCAAUAGAAAAAGGACGAUCUAAUGAAGUUUGCCUUACAAACUCUGUUUUCUGUUAUAAUGAAAACAUGGGAAGGUAUGCCAGAGGAGCAGGAAUGGCCACCGUGGUGGCCCUAUACACCACAACAACAAUGGCUGCUGCCUCCGCCUUCACUAACACUACUACAUACGUAAUAUUUCAUUUAUUCUGGUGUAUAUUUCAUGUUUCUGUGUUAUUAAUAUUGUUUAUUAUGUCAUAUUAGAUGAAUUGUGAUAGAUAAAUAAGCCAUAGAGUUGAUAUUAGAGAAAUUAUUGAAGUAUUUUGAUGGUGCCUAGAAUUCCACUGAAACGAAUUAAUUCCAAUUCAAUUAAUUUAAACGAGGAAAAUUGACUCUGCAAACGAGCAAAUCCACAUGUGAGCAAGGUCACGGAACAGGUUAAACUCAUUAGUGAAGGUUCCGCUGUAUUUGCAUCUUGGACCUGUCCGUUUUCAUUUUGACCCAAGGCACAGGCCACCUGUGUCAGUUUAGCAUUGUCUUCUCUCCUGUAGAGUGUAGCGCUUCAUUUUUUAUUAUAAUAAUUCAUGUAGAGUUGUCAUUCAGUCUCCAAUUUUCCCUGGAAUUAGCAUUUUUUAUUACUUUAAUAACAUAUUAAAUACCAUGUUAUUAGCAUUGGGCUUUAAAGCAGGUGGUGGUGCCAAAAGGAAGCAUGUGAAUCUGAGUAUUAAGCAGAAACUUGAAUUACUAAGGAAGGUGGAGUCUGGCGUGUUGGUGACACACAUGUAUUAGUAAUAUGAUGUAGCAAGGACAAAAUUACAGCAUAUGCUCUUAGGUUUAGUGUAUAUGCUAGCCAAAAAAGGUUUGACAGCUGGUUCUAGAAAGUAUAUGAAAGCAGUGCAAGUUAAAAAGCUUGAAGACAUAGUGCAUAAAUGGUAUGUUCAACGAUGUUAUGUUAGUGUUAACAUUCGUAGUGUCUCUAUUUACUCUGCUGCUAUGUUUGCAUAGCAUAUGAACAUAAAAUUUCAGGCAAGUAAUGAUUGGCCUUGGCACUUCCAUAAUCACCAAGGCUUGAGUAAUGUAAAGACUUAUGGCACUGCUGGUAAUGCACCUUCAGACAAAGGUGAUCUGUUCAGUUUAAUGUUAAAUUAUCUGAUAGUGAGAAGCCCCUUCUAUCUCAUUUGUUUAAUGAUAAUGGGACUGGUCUUUUUUGGUGCUCAUUCUCUUUUUAACACUCAAGCCUUUUUCAGCAUGAAUGAAGGACACGAGGUUGUAAUCCCAACAAAGACUGAUUCUCAAUAUUAUAAUGCCAAUGGUACACAUUAUUUGAAACUGACAGACGGACAAAUCAACAAGUCUACAUUCUUUUAAGAAUUGUGUGAAAAAGUUGCCUCUCAAUUAUUACAAGGGUUAGAAAGGCUGAUUUAACAGAUAUAUUUUCUGAUUUUUUGAGGGGGCACAUUUUGUCCCUGAAGUACACAAGCACUAGUUACAAGCUCAAGUUGAUCUUGAGGAAGUUAUGGCUCUUCUGUUGCCUGCUCACCCAAGGGCUGAAAAAUUAAGCAGCAGUGAUGGUAAAAUUAAGGUUGUAUUUUUGUUUCCCAAAUACCACUUCCCUGAUCCAACCUAUGCAUCAAGGGGGUUAUUGCAGCCUGCUAGAACUUGUAUCAGUCUAAACACUCAGAGUAUUGGUAGUGAUUGAGGAGGUAAGGGGAGGUGGAGUACCACAGAGGUUUACAGAAAACACAUUACAGAUUAGUAGUUGGCCCAAAAUCACAUCUAAUCGAUAUCAAUAUCAUAUGUUAAUAGAUCGCAAUAAAGCUAACACAAUCAUAAGAACAUAAGAAAGGAGGAACAUUGCAGGAGGCCUGCUAGCCCAUACUAGGCAGGUCCUUUACAAUUCAUCCCACUAACAAAACAUUUGCCCAACCCAAUUUUCAAUGCCACCCAAGAAAUAAGCUCUGAUGUGAAAGUCCCACUCAAAUCCAACCCCUCCCACUCAUGUACUUAUCCAACCUAGAUUUGAAACUACCCAAAGUCCCAGCCUCAAUAACCCAACUAGGUAGACUGUUCCACUCAUCAACUACCCUAUUUCCAAACCAAUACUCUCCUAUGUCCUUUCUAAAUCUAAACUUAUCUAAUUUAAAUCCAUUACUGCGGGUUCUCUCUUGGAGAGACA